Molecule: messenger RNA, 3724 nt
Organism: Ectocarpus siliculosus
Lineage: Eukaryota; Phaeophyceae; Ectocarpales; Ectocarpaceae
Source: the annotation of a GenBank genome assembly
AUGUUCCUGGGGCGUGCAUCUUCGAGAGCUCUGGCGCGCAGCGCCUCCGCCGCCAGGCGCCGUCCACGCACAGCCCUCCCGAGACCGUCGUUGAGCGUCCAGCAGCAUCCGCGCUCUACUGCGGCGGCCGUCGCCACCGCUCGCGAAGAUCGGUCGAGCGGCGAAGUUAGCAGCGGCAGCUACAUGUGGGCCGCUGCCGCGGCCGUUGCUGCUUUGGGCCUAGCUUCAACGUCCGACCAGCAGGCCGAAUGCUGCGGCAUCAUGGGGGUGGUAAGCACCGAGCACGCCACUGGCAAUGACCCGGCCAGCGACGCGAGGGCGCUACUCCUAGAGGGGCUCGCUGUUCUACGCAACCGCGGGUACGACUCCGCCGGCAUGGCCACCUCGUCGCCGGAUGGCCUCAUGAUCUCCAAGUACGCCUCAAGGGGUGGCAAGACCGACCAGAACGCUCACCCCCACACGGACUUCGGGUCUCGCAUCGCUCUCGUCCACAACGGCACCAUCAACAACGCGCACGACCUGAGGGGGGACCUCGAGCGCAAGGGCAUCACCUUCAAAUCCGAAACGGACACGGAGGUUAUCGCUCACCUCGUGGGCCUGGAGCUAGACUCUGACCCCAACAUGGACCUCAAGGUGGCGCUGGCCAAGACGGUCGCCAAGCUCGACGGCACUUGGGGUCUCGCGGUCAUCGCCCACGAGAAACCCGACGAGCUGGUAGUAGCCUGCAACGGGUCUCCCAUGGUGAUCGGGCUCGGCACGGACCACAUCUACGUCGCCUCGGAGACCGCGGCGUUCAACAGGCACACCAAGAACUUCAUCGCCAUGCAGGACGGAGAGAUCGCGGUCAUCACGCCGACCGAGUGCUCUCUCGACAAGGCCCGCAUGGAGCUCGCUCCGGAUCACGGCGUAGAGUCCACCCCUGACCCUCACGCACACUGGACCCUGUACGAGGCCCUCCAGCAGCCCAUGGCCAUCGCCAGGGCCUUGGCUUUCGGAGGCCGAAUGACCGACUCUUCCGGUGUGGUUCUUGGCGGUCUGGACCGGAACAUGGACAAGCUCUCCAAGAUCCGCAACCUCAUGUUCGCCGCGUGCGGCACUAGCCUCUACGCCAGCCAGUACGGGGCCAAGCUGAUGCGAGACAUGGGGGCGGUCGACACGUGCAACGCGCAGGAUGCGGCGGAACUUCGAGUUCAGGAUAUCCCAAAGAGCCAGGGUGGGAUCAUCGCCGUCAGCCAGAGCGGAGAAACCAGGGACACCUUGAAGGCCUUGAAGGCCGCUGAGAUGGUGGGCAUCCCUCGCCUGUCCGUGGUGAACGUGGUCGGGUCUGCUAUCGCGAGAGAGACGAAGAUGGGAGUCUACCUUAACGCCGGCCGAGAAACCGCCGUGGCUUCCACGAAAGCUUUCACUACGCUGCACAACAAGAGCCACUGCUUCGUACUGGGCAAGGGGUACGGUGAGCCCGUGGCCAUGGAGGGGGCCCUCAAGCUCAAGGAGAUGUCGUACAUCCACGCCGAAGGGUACAGCGGCGGUGCCCUCAAGCACGGACCGUUCGCGCUCAUCGAAGGAGAGGAUGGGCCGGAGGGGUCGACGCCGGUGAUCAUGCUUAUCCUGGACGAUGAGCACGCCCACCAGAUGAGGACCGCCGGCAUGGAGGUCACAGUCCUGUCGCUCAUGGCCCUGUGGUUCCGCCAAGUCCGCGAGGCGGAAGCGUCCAACCCUGCCGACGUCACGGACAUGCACGUCAUGGACAAGAGCAAGCUCAUGGAGGCCCUUCAGAGGCUCCCCAUCAGCUUCGGCAUGGCCAUGGGCGUCAGGGGCAAGUGUCAGAAGGUGGCCCAAAGAUUGCUCGCGGAAGGCUUGGACGACGACCCGAUCGUGAUCCCCUCCAACGACCGCCUGACGGCCCUCAUCGGCGUGCUGCCCCUGCAGCUCAUCGCCUACGAGCUCGCCUUGCUCAAGGGCAUCAACCCCGACACGCCGCGCAACCUCGCCAAGGCUGUCACCACCGACUAGACUGCAUAUUGUUGCCUUCCGUCACGAUCAAUCGUCCUUGGCAUGCGACGGAGGGCGACGGGGAGGAUAAACCGUGUGUGUGUGUGUAAAAUGCCCCUCGGUAGAUGGGGUGAACAUAGACAGAUCAGGCACACGCACACCCGGCCAUGCUGGCUGAAUGCUAAGCGGGCAUACACAUUUGAUGACGCUAGAUACCACACGUCUUUCGGGCGGCUAUCGGUCGUUGUUGGUAGUUGAAGCGGGCAUACAUCUCAUAGCACAUGACGCUAAAUACUACACGUCCUUUUUGGCGGCUACCGUUGGUAGCUGAAGCGGGCAUACAUCUCAUAGCACAUGACGCUAGAUACUAUUCGUCUUUUUUGGCGGCUACCGUUGGUAGCUGAAGCGGGCAUACAUCUCAGAGCACAUGACGAUACUACACGUCUUUUUUGGCGGCUACCGUUGGUAGCUGAAAAAAAUAUUAUUUCGUUUGCACAAACUGACUGCUGUUUGUGGCGGGAAACAACCCGCCGCCACAACGCGAGGUGCAUGCUCCCCAUGCCUUCGCCUUCAUUUGGCCGUCCCUAGACUGUAGCUUUUCUUUCCUAUCUGUCCUAAACUAUCAAUUGUGCCUCCGGCCUGCUAUGGUGUAGUGGUGGGAUCGGUCCUCGGUUUCCGCUUGCUGUGUGGGCGACGACCGGUUUGUUGUUGUUGUUGUUGUUGUUGUUGUUGUUGUUGUUGUUGUUGUCGUUGUUGAUGGGUGCUGUUCGCCGUUUUAUAAAUUGCGAGUUUGUCGAUCCAGGGAAGGGGGCGUGUAGAUUUUUCGAGAGAGUUGUGAUUUUCGCUCACGAUCGAUGUUAGUUGAGGCGACAUCGUGGAUGCGGUACGAUUUGUCGUGCGCGUGAGAGAGAGAGAGGAGGAGGAGUGUGAGGCCCGCUAACUUUUGGUGGCGCUCUUUUGACGUGUACUGUUUUUUACGUGACAUCUACGUGAGAACCAGAGUGUGUAGACACCCGACCAUUUGGUGAUGGGUGGUCGUCGUGCAAGGAAAGGUACAGUAGGCUGUUGCGCGUUCCAAGAUAAUUAUCUUCUUCGUUGUUUGCAUAGUAUGCAUCGUUUGAAUAAUGUUGCUUGGUUCGUAGUGUGCUGUGAAGCUGAUAGAUGUUCCGGGUUUGUUAUACCGGAGGGGGGGGUGCGCUCAGUUUGCGAGAGACAUGCAUGGUUGUUGUUGUUGAAUCUGUAAAUUAGCCUCUUGUUGUUUUUUUUGUGUCUGGUCGUACUGACCAGACCGCACAAUUUGCUUGUUGUAGACCUUGCGCGGUCUCUAUUAAUUGAGUUGGCAGAAUUUCGUCAGCAGACUGAGCCUGGAAACUGCUGUGUUCCCUACACGAUUGAUUGCUGGCUAUUGGUGGUGGUGAAACUUAUGUAGAGUUUCUUGACAACAUGCAAGCAUUCCUCCUCCUUUGAUUUGUCUCGCUUCUGGAGUGUAUAAUAACCUGUACGUUGUUCCAUACAUAGUAGUACCAAACCAGAUUAUCACGUCCGGAAUAACUCGAGGUGGCCAGUGGGAAGGAAUAGGUAGCAACAUUUUGUUGCGUAUCAUAUGUUGGUGACAUGUGCAUUUAUGAUGUUGAGGGCGGUGGAAUGGCUCUCAGGGGGAUUUAUUUGGGUAACUGUAUAUCUAUUUGCGGUGUUUAGACAUAAUAAAUGAGAGAUAAGACGAAGAUAUUCA